AUGAACUGGGCCAAUCCUCGAGGUAAUGCAAUACGAGGCCGACCCGUGGACGGGGUCGAGCAAGCUCAUAGCACCCGUCCUGGUUGGAAAAAUACAGGUAAUUUCAUUGGCCCCAAAUUAGGGACCGUUGCAGAAAUUACACUGCAAAGAACAGAUACUACACAUGAUCUUAGCUCAGAGAGCCGAGAAGCGAUAACGAGGCGCCGCACCAAGCCUAACCCACUUCCACACCUACACUUGCCUCUCCCACCCACACCUUCACUCACAAUCCUCACAACCACCUCACAGACCCAUCAUUCACCCGCCAACCCUCACUCCACACCACCUUCGCCUACCGAUCCAACCCACUCCAGCUCAUUGCCCAACCGCUUCGCGCUCUUCCCCUCGCUCUCCCUCCCAUUCCAUCACCCCGCACACACUACUCACGCCUCUCUUUAG
Molecule: messenger RNA, 438 nt
Organism: Rodentolepis nana
Lineage: Eukaryota; Metazoa; Platyhelminthes; Cestoda; Cyclophyllidea; Hymenolepididae
Source: the annotation of a GenBank genome assembly